Messenger RNA from Emiliania huxleyi CCMP1516, 603 nucleotides. RefSeq lists its product as hypothetical. Bases 1 to 603 code for a protein of 200 amino acids. NCBI's taxonomy places the organism in Eukaryota, Haptophyta, Isochrysidales, Noelaerhabdaceae. The record is from RefSeq and is a predicted model, not a curated record. The transcript has a single exon. Gene Ontology annotation, cellular component: cytoplasm; membrane.
AUGCUCCGCCUUCUCGCGCGCUACGACACCGUGUUGCAAACCCACCCACUACCCACAAAGAUGGCGACGGCGGGCCUCCUCUCCACCUCGACCGAUCUGGCCUUGCAGAGUACGGCGGGUGUACCGCCCCUCGAACAGGACCAUCACCGCACAGCGCGGCAGGCGAUUUGGAGCGGUGUGAUCAUGGCGCCAAACUUACACGUUUGGAUGAACGUGCUCGCUCGCAUUCCCUCCUUGUUUUCCAUCCCCGCUCCUCUCCUCCGCCUCGCCGUGGACACCUUCACCUUCAUGCCCGCCUCGCACGUCGCCUACGUCGCCUUUCUCUCGACGGCGGCGCACGGCUCGGCUGCGCACAUUGAAGCCGACAUGCGGGAAAAGCUAGAGCCGCUCCUCCGCGCGGGAUACGCCGUCAUCCCUCCCGUCAUGCUCGUCAACCUGAUGGUGGUGCCACUCAGAUUCCGCGUGCUCUUCAUCAACACUCUGCUGGGCGUGGGAUACGGCAGCUACAUGAACUACGUCAUCAACCGCCGGGCCGCUGCCGCCGUGGAGCCGGAGGCGAAAGAGCGAAUCAGGGCGCUGGCGAGAAGGGUCUCGUACGCGUAG